GCCAGCCCAGGAGGAGCCACAGGGCGCGGGGCCUGGGGUCUCAGGCUUUGCCCCCCGCCGGGAAUGGCCCUGCUCCUGCUGCUGCGGCUGCUGCUGCUGCUGGGGGUGCCUUGUGGGGCUCAGCCCCAGGCUGGCAGGAACCUUACAGAACCCCCAGAACCUAACGCCACAGUGACCCCUGGGACCCCCACGAUCCCUGUAACCUCGGUGACCCCUGGGACCCCAGCCACGAGUGCUCCAGAGGCACAGGGACCCCGUGGUAGGGGGCUCACCCCCCUGCCCAGGGCAGCUCCCUCCAGCAGCAGCCCUGGGGGCCCAGUGCUCACAGAGGACGGGCGGCCCUGCAGGUUUCCCUUUCGCUACGGCGGCCGCAUGCUCCACUCGUGCACUUCGGAGGGAAGCGCCCACAGGAAGUGGUGUGCCACCACUCACAACUACGACCGCGACAGGGCCUGGGGCUACUGUGCACAGGUCUCGGUGCCCAGGGAGGACCCAGCUGCCCCGGAUCCCUGUGCCUCCAGCCCGUGCCUCAACGGGGGCUUAUGCUCCAACGCCCAGGACCCCGAGUCUUACCACUGCACCUGCCCCAUGGCUUUCACAGGCAAGAACUGCGGCACAGAAAAAUGCUUCGAUGAGACGCGCUACGAACACCUGGAGGUGGGCGACCGCUGGGCCCGAGUGAGCCAGGGCCAAGUGGAACAGUGUGAGUGUGCCGGGGGCCAGAUCCGCUGCGAGGGCACCCGCCACACAGCUUGCCUGAGCAGCCCGUGCCUGAACGGGGGCACCUGCCACCUCAUUGUGGCCACUGGGACCACUGUAUGCUCCUGCCCCCUGGGCCACGCUGGGCGGCUCUGCAACAUCGUGCCUACCCAGCGCUGCUUCGUGGGGAACGGCACCGAGUACCGAGGCGUGGCCAGCACGGCAACCUCGGGCCUCAGCUGCCUGGCCUGGGACUCGGACCUGCUCUACCAGGAGCUGCACGUGGACUCGGUGGGCGCCGCGGCCCUGCUCGGCCUGGGCCCCCACGCCUACUGCCGGAACCCAGACAAGGACGAGAGGCCCUGGUGCUACGUGGUGAAGGACAGCGCACUCUCCUGGGAGUACUGCCGCCUGGUGGCCUGUGGUGCGCGAAUGUGCAGCAAGGGGCAGCCUGGCCCCACUCCAGAAUCCCUCGCCAGAAUUCCGCCCCUGCCCACUGCGGUCCUGCUGAGGCAGGCUGAGCCCGCCCCAGGGGGACGCCAGGCCUGUGGCAAGAGGCACAAGAAAAGAACCUUCCUCCGGCCACGCAUCAUCGGCGGCUCGUCUUCCCUGCCCGGCUCCCACCCCUGGCUGGCCGCCAUCUACAUCGGGAACAACUUCUGUGCAGGGAGCCUUGUCCACACCUGCUGGGUGGUGUCCGCGGCCCACUGCUUCUCCAGCAGCCCCCGCAGGGAGAGCGUCUUAGUGGUCCUAGGCCAACACUUCUUCAACCAAACAACGGACGUAACACAGACGUUUGGCAUCGAGAAGUAUAUCCCGUACCCCAUGUACUCAGUGUUCAACCCCAGUGACCAUGACCUGGUCUUGAUCCGGCUGAAGAAGAAGGGGGACCGCUGUGCCGUCCGCUCCCAGUUCGUCCAGCCUAUCUGCCUGCCUGAGCCCAGCAGCCCCUUCCCCGCUGGACACAAGUGCCAGAUUGCAGGCUGGGGCCACCAGGACGAGAACGGCAGUGGCUACUCCAGCUCCCUGCGGGAGGCACUGGUCCCUCUGGUCGCAGACCACAAGUGCAGCAGCCCGGAGGUGUAUGGGGCCGACAUCAGCCCCAACAUGCUGUGUGCCGGCUACUUCGACUGCAAGUCCGACGCCUGCCAGGGGGACUCGGGCGGGCCCCUGGCCUGUGAGAAGAACGGCGUGGCCUACCUGUAUGGCAUCAUCAGUUGGGGCGACGGCUGUGGGAGGCUUAAUAAACCUGGUGUCUACACGCGUGUGGCCAAGUACGUGGACUGGAUCAAAGACCGGAUAUGGCCCCCUAAGCGGCCUGCGGAUCCCUCCUGAGAGCGCCCACACCUCUGGGUUGGGCAUCCUGCCUCCGCAUGGUUCCCAGACUCAUAACAAUAAAGAUGCUUCCAAGA
This is a messenger RNA of Zalophus californianus (California sea lion), 2111 nucleotides long. It is a transcript of the gene HGFAC, whose product is annotated as HGF activator. Gene Ontology annotation, cellular component: extracellular region; rough endoplasmic reticulum. Gene Ontology annotation, biological process: zymogen activation; blood coagulation. Gene Ontology annotation, molecular function: serine-type endopeptidase activity. Lineage: Eukaryota; Metazoa; Chordata; Mammalia; Carnivora; Otariidae. The transcript is spliced from 14 exons. The record is from RefSeq and is a predicted model, not a curated record. The coding region runs from base 64 to 2034 and encodes 656 amino acids.